This is a messenger RNA of Pleurotus ostreatus (oyster mushroom), 582 nucleotides long. RefSeq lists its product as uncharacterized. The transcript has 6 exons. NCBI's taxonomy places the organism in Eukaryota, Fungi, Basidiomycota, Agaricomycetes, Agaricales, Pleurotaceae. Gene Ontology annotation, cellular component: precatalytic spliceosome. The record is from RefSeq and is a predicted model, not a curated record. The coding region runs from base 1 to 582 and encodes 193 amino acids.
AUGGCAAAUACUACUGUAACUGGCGCGAAGGCCAUCCAUGGGCAGAAUCCACAGUUUCUAGUUGAAAAUGUCAUCCGAAACCGAAUUUACGAAUCGUCGUACUGGAAAGAAUACUGCUUCGCUUUGACUGCCGAAACGUUGAUUGAUAAAGCUAUCGAGAUCAAAUUUAUUGGUGGUGUCUACGGAAAUCAGCGACCAACAGAAUUCCUAUGUCUGCUGCUGAAACUCCUGCAGAUUCAGCCAGAGAAGGAGAUUCUGAUCGAAUAUCUGCAAGCAGAGGAGUUCAAAUACCUUAGGGCCCUCGCUGCAUUAUAUGUCCGCAUGACUUUUAGUGCAGUCGAUGUGUAUGAGAUACUAGAACCGUUGUUGAAAGACUACAGGAAGUUGAGGAAUAGGAAUAUGGCUGGCUAUAGCUUAACGUUCAUGGACGAAUUUGUUUACUCGUUGCUCACGGAAGAGCGCGUUUGUGACAUUAUACUGCCCCGCCUGCAGAAACGCUCUGUUCUAGAAGAACGCGGAGACAUCGGACCCAGGAAGAGCCGCUUGUUGGAUGCUAUGGAGGCCGAGCGCUUAACAGUCUGA